Messenger RNA from Anastrepha obliqua, 1685 nucleotides. It is a transcript of the gene Acat2, whose product is annotated as acetyl-CoA acetyltransferase, cytosolic. The record is from RefSeq and is a predicted model, not a curated record. Gene Ontology annotation, biological process: fatty acid beta-oxidation. Lineage: Eukaryota; Metazoa; Arthropoda; Insecta; Diptera; Tephritidae. The coding region runs from base 111 to 1295 and encodes 394 amino acids. The transcript has 6 exons. Gene Ontology annotation, molecular function: acetyl-CoA C-acetyltransferase activity.
AUACCUAAUCUAAGAGCUUUUUCUGCAUCAAGUACUGCAGCAGUAUUUAUAUAAUGUAAUUAUAUUUAAAAGCGUAGAUGAUUUUGAAAGUUAGAUGAGUACGUCAUAAAAUGGUGACCGUAGGAGACGUUUAUAUUGUAUCCGCCGCGCGUACAGCUAUUGGAAGCUUCAAUGGAUCACUUUCUAAACUGAAAGCCUCGGAUCUAGGUAGUAUAGUUAUUAAAGAAGUGUUGAAGAGAAGCAAUGUUGCGAACGGUGAUGUGGACGAAGUCAUUAUCGGCCAAAGUCUUACAGCUGGGCAGGGACAAAACCCUACAAGGCAAGCGGCACUUCAAGCUGGUCUUUCUAUAAGUACUCCCGCUUAUAAUAUAAAUAUGCUUUGCGGUUCUGGUUUAAAAACUGUUGCAUUGGGCUUCCAAUCUAUACGUUGUGGAGAUUCUAAAAUUGUUAUUUGUGGGGGCCAAGAAAGUAUGUCCAUGGCACCACACGCCAUUCAUUUACGAAAUGGUAUUAAAAUGGGCCCUGGGACGAUGGUAGACACAAUGACAUAUGAUGGACUCACCGAUGCUAUGCAUAAUAUUCAUAUGGGCGUCACCGCCGAAAACUUAGUGAAACAGUAUAAUAUAACACGCAGUGAACAAGAUGAAUAUGCCGUUCGUUCACAGAACUUAGCGGAAAGUGCCCAAAAAAAUGGUUUCUUCGAUAAAGAGAUAGUACCCGUUGAGUUGAAGACGCGUGCCGGAAUACAAAUUUUUGAUAAAGAUGAGUACAUCAAAGUUGGCACCACAAAUGACUCACUGAAAAAACUAAAACCCUGUUUUGUUGAUAAUGGGACCGUAACGCCCGGAAAUGCUUCAGGCAUUAACGACGCUGCUGCAUUGGUAUUGUUAAUGUCAGGCGAAGAGAUGAAGAAACGAUCUAUAAAACCUAUGGCUAAAAUUGUGGCGUGGGCGCAAACUGGAGUAGAACCUGAUGUAAUGGGUAUUGGUCCCGUAUCUGCUGUGGAAGCUGUGCUGCUUAAAGCUGGAUGGUCGAAGGAAGAAGUAGAUUUGUUUGAAUUGAAUGAAGCAUUUGCGGGCCAAUCAAUUGCAGUAUUAAAGGGUUUAAAUGUAAACGCUGACAAAGUGAAUGUUAAUGGUGGCGCUAUUGCCUUGGGCCAUCCGAUAGGCGCCUCGGGUUGCAGAAUUUUGGUCACUUUAAUAUAUGCAUUAGAAAGGUUAAAUUUAAAAAAAGGUAUCGCGUCCUUAUGCAUUGGCGGUGGCAUGGGUAUCGCUAUGGCUAUUGAGCGUAUUUAGAGAUAAUGAAAUGCAUUCAUACACCUAUAAAUUUUGCAUUUCUAUGUAUGUACAUCUACAUUUUAUAUAAUCAUCUAAACAUAUUUUCAAAUGCAAAUGUUGACAAAAGCUAAAGGUUGGUUUAAUGUCAAGUGUUAUAACAAUAUAAAUGCAAAUAUACUGUCAGUGUCAAAAGAAAGUGUACGCCACCACGUUGACAAGUUGUGACUAUUGAUUUAUUAUUUUUCAAUUCAAUUCAAGAACAAUUAUUGACAAUGUAAUCUAAAUAAAUGCAUAACGUAAAUAGUAUAAUAGCAUUGAAGCAAACAUAAAAUAAUCAGAUCAUGAGACGUUUAUAAUAGAAAUACCUGUUGGAAAUAAAAACAGUAUUUCGCAAAUAUACAAAAAAUA